This is a messenger RNA of Panonychus citri (citrus red mite), 1767 nucleotides long. RefSeq names its product protein N-terminal asparagine amidohydrolase-like (gene Ntan1). The transcript is spliced from 5 exons. Lineage: Eukaryota; Metazoa; Arthropoda; Arachnida; Trombidiformes; Tetranychidae. Gene Ontology annotation, cellular component: nucleus. Gene Ontology annotation, molecular function: protein-N-terminal asparagine amidohydrolase activity. The coding region runs from base 122 to 1057 and encodes 311 amino acids. Gene Ontology annotation, biological process: ubiquitin-dependent protein catabolic process. The record is from RefSeq and is a predicted model, not a curated record.
UGUUUGUUUUUCUUCUCACACAUUCAUGAGUUAAUUGUGUCUGUUAACUGUUAACUGUUUUCGUGAUUUCCAAAUUGAUUAAUUCCCCUUUUAAUUAGUGUAUUUCUUACAGCCUAUCAACAUGCCUCUUUUCAUCAAUGGAGUAGUUAUGGAUAAAUUUUAUUCGGACACUCAGUCUCUAUUUGAUGCUCAUCCAUCUCUCAAAGAAUACUCUCGACGAUUGUUACCUCAGCCUCACAAAAGCGUUAGUCCUGUUGGAUCUUUACACGUUAUUCAAAGAGAAUUCGCUGUCGUUUCUCCAAAUGAUUUAAACAUAAGUAUCGUUGGAACCACCGAAGCGACAACUUGUAGCAUUGUUGUACUUCGACAUUCGGGUAGUGGUGUUGUUGCUUUAGGCCAUUUCGAUGGUUCAGGUAAAGAAAAAGGAAUCAAAGAGAUGAUUUGUAAAGUUGAGGAAUAUUCUGCUACUACUGCUGGUGAAUUUGAACUACAUAUGAUUGGUGGAUUCAAAGACUCUAAAUGUUACUCAACUGAGCUUUGCCUCGAAAUUUUGUAUUGUUUUCAACGUCAACCAGUGAAUAUCCACUUGAUCACUGCAUGUGUUUGUGAAUUGAAUAAUUUUGUUCGAAAUGAUAUAAAUCUUCCCGUUAUUCAUGGCGCUGCUGUGAACGUUAAAACUGGUGAACUCUAUCCAGCCAUUUUUGCUGAUAAAGGUCCUGAUGUUCCGCUUAGAUCUAGUCGGUUGUUUUCUCCUGGAUCUCCAGAUAUGUUGAUGAUCUAUGAAACCUACGGGGAAUAUGGUGGCCUAAUGAGAAUUGGUCCUUUCAAUUAUGAACCGGUUCGAUGUAUUGAUGAUUGGAUGGAGCUUGGAGAUGAUAUUAUUCUUAAGUAUCUUUCAACUUCCCCUGAAGCUGAAGGUCCAGACUAUGUGGCCGAUGUACGAAGAGCUCUCGCGUUUAUCCAGAAGCACCCAUUUCCCUUUUUGACCGUUUUCAUCAAAUGUCAGCCUCGUUUUUACCGAAAAAACGAAUACGGCCAAUGGUUAUCAUUUCAGUGAACCAAAGCGUUCAAACAAAAGUGAACCAAUGUCAGGCUCUUCAUUAUUUUCUCAUCUUCUUCAAUAUUUUUAAUUCAACAUCGAAAUUGGUAAAUUAACCUCAAAAAGUGACGAUCAUCGUUCUUUUCGCACACGUUAAUUAUUUCACUUCACUUUCAUUUUUAAAUUAACCAUGAAACAAAAACUCGAAACUCGUACACCGAAUUGUGCCAUGACCAUACGAUUUCAUCUUCGGAUGAAAUGGACAAGCUGAAAAAUUCAACAAAAAGAAAACUCAAUCGCAAUUAAUCUGCUAAUAAUCAUUUUUUUUUCUUUAUCAUCAACAAUCAAAUCAAACAUAAUACUCGUAAUUAUAUUUACGCUGCUUUUAAGUUUCAUUAGGAAAUUUGAAUUUACUUUUUUGCUUUUUGAUAUAAUCAAAUCAGCCCAAUGAUCAAUUUUAAUUUUCCUCAUGUUUUUGCUUAAUUUUAAUCAUUUCUAUAUGUGCAUUGCCAUCUAAUCGCAAUCUCAAUCAAAAACAAUCACCUUAAUUUGUGUGCCUUGAAGCUGCCUGACUAAUUGCCUUUUUAUCAUAUGCAAUAUUUCAUAUGCUUUCUGUGUGUAAUUAAUGAAUUUAUUUCCCUAACGAUGUAAUCAUCUUAAUCAUAAGUAACAAUCAAAAAAAGACAAUAUCAACAACUAGUUUGAUAAUAAAAAAAUUUCAAUUGAAA